Messenger RNA from Saprolegnia diclina VS20, 248 nucleotides. RefSeq lists its product as hypothetical. The annotation marks the transcript as partial. Lineage: Eukaryota; Oomycota; Saprolegniomycetes; Saprolegniales; Saprolegniaceae. The record is from RefSeq and is a predicted model, not a curated record. The transcript has a single exon.
GUCGAGCGCUACGACUACGCCAAGGUGAUUGCAGUCCUCUUGGCGAUCGUGCUCGGGUCGCUGGCGCUGCUGACGUUUCUCGGGCCCGAGAAGCGCGGCCAAGAGUUUGAUCACGACGAGACCCUCGACGGUCCGCUUGUGGACGACGACGACGAUGAUGUUGAAAAGCCCAAGAUGUAAAGAAAAGGGCGAGACUGUAGGAUGUGGAUCGUGUAUUUUGUGAAUUGAAUUCGACUAUUGUGUGAACA